Elaeis guineensis (African oil palm) is the source of this 3141-nucleotide messenger RNA. Its product is annotated as transcriptional corepressor LEUNIG_HOMOLOG. Lineage: Eukaryota; Viridiplantae; Streptophyta; Magnoliopsida; Arecales; Arecaceae. Gene Ontology annotation, molecular function: protein binding; transcription corepressor activity. The record is from RefSeq and is a predicted model, not a curated record.
CCAGAGAUCUGGACGCCCAUUUCUUGUUUCUCUCUGCACGGAGGCGGUGAGAGAAACAGAGAGAGAAGGAGAACGUUACCCUUCUGUCCGUUGUCCCGUUAAAGAUCGAGCUGUUCGGCCUCUCUGGGGCUUGCUUCUCGUCUCCUUUCUCGCCCACGUCGGGAAUUCCUCCAGGGUUUUAAUUUAGUUCUUCUUCUUUCUCGUUUAUGUUCUCGGUCUUGGAGGGAAUCACGCAAGAACGUUUGAGAUUUGGGGAAUUUUGGAUUGAUUUCGAGCAAAGUCUGCUGAGGAAUGAUGCUGUAACGGGAGUGGACUUGCGCGUUUUGCUUUGAUAGUGGAUCGGAGUUUGACAUGGCGCAGAGUAACUGGGAAGCGGAUAAGAUGCUUGAUGUUUAUAUUUAUGAUUAUCUGGUGAAACGAAAUCUACAAACGACAGCGAAAGCUUUUAUGGCCGAGGGAAAGGUUGCUGCUGAUCCAGUAGCAAUUGAUGCUCCGGGAGGUUUUCUCUUUGAAUGGUGGUCUGUUUUUUGGGAUAUCUUCAUUGCAAGGACUAAUGAAAAGCAUUCUGAGGUUGCUGCAGCUUAUAUAGAGGCGCAACAAAUAAAGGCGAGAGAACACCAACAACAGUUACAGAUGCAGCAAUUGCAACUCAUGCAGCAGCGACAUGCUCAUAUGCAGAGAAAUAAUGCUAAUCACCCUUCUCUUAGUGGUCCCAUAAAUGCGAUAAAUUCUGAUGGAAUUCUCGGUUCCCCAACUGCCAGUGUCUUAGCUGCAAGGAUGUAUGAAGAACGUUUAAAGAAUCCACAUUCAAUGGAGUCUGAGGUGUCCCCUCAGCUUCUCGAUGCUAGCAGGAUGGCCCUUCUUAAGUCAGCAGGGAACCAUCCAGGGCAGUUAAUCCAAAGCAAUCCAGGCAAUGUAUCUGCAACGCUGCAGCAAAUUCAGGCACGAACCCAACAGACAAGUGACAUUAAAAGUGAGGCUAACUUGGGUAUGGCUCAAAGAUCUUUGCCGAUGGAUCCAUCCUCAGUAUAUGGACAGGGUAUUAUCCAGUCAAAAUCUGGAUUAAGUGGGGCCGGAUUGAACCAAGGCGUCAGUGGUCUUCCAUUGAAGGGCUGGCCUUUGACUGGGCUUGAUCAACUACGUCCAAACAUAGGCCCACAAAUGCAGAAGCCUUUUUUAUCUACACAAUCUCAGUUUCAGCUUAUGUCACAGCAGCAACAACAACAAUUCUUGGCACAAGCCCAGGCUCAAGGAAAUCUUGGUAGCUCUCCCAACUAUGGAGAUUUGGAUCCUAGAAGAUUUAGGGCCUUACCUAGGGGUGGCUUGAAUGUGAAAGAUGUUCAACCCACUGGAACUGAUGGAUCAAUAGGUUCCCCACUUCAGUCAAAUUCACCAAAGGUUAGACAGGAUCAAGCUGAAUAUGUUAUGAAGUUGAAGGCAGCCCAGAUGCAGCACUCCUCUGCUCAACAAUCACAGGAACAACUCCAGCAGCAGCAACAGUUGCAACAGUUGUUUAUUAAGAAUAUCCAGAGUAAUAGGAAAAGGAAACAGCCUUCUUCAUCAGGAGCUGCGAACAGUACUGGAACAGGCAACACGGUUGGCCCUUCUCCCAACUCCCCUCCAUCAACUCCCUCAACCCAUAAUACUGGUGAAGGAGUGGCAAUGGCUGGAAAUAUACAUCAUGUCAACAAUAUGCCAAAAAGUUUGAUGAUGUAUGGUACAGAUGGAACAGGACUUGCCUCAGCUUCAAAUCAGAUGGAUGAUCUGGAACAUUUUGGAGAUGUUGCUUCUUUGGAUGAUAAUGUAGAAUCGUUUUUAUCGCAUGAUGAUGGAGAUGCUAGAGAUAUAUUUGCUGCACUAAAAAGAAGUCCUGCAGAGCCCAAUCCGGGGUCUUCAAAGGGUUUUACAUUCAGUGAGGUUAGCUCUAUCCGCAUAAGCAACAACAAAGUUGUCUGCUGCCACUUUUCUUCAGAUGGGAAGUUGCUGGCAAGUGCUGGGCAUGAAAAGAAGGCUAUUCUCUGGAACAUGGAUACUUAUCAGACUGAGAGCACUCCUGAAGAACACACUUCAAUUAUUACAGAUGUUCGUUUUAGGCCAAACUCAUCUCAGCUGGCAACAUCUUCUUUUGAUAGGACUGUGCGACUGUGGAAUGCAGAAGAUCCUAGUUAUUGUUUGCAUACAUUCAGUGGACACAACUCCCAAGUGACGUCUCUUGAUUUUCAUCCAAAGAAGACAGAUCUCCUGUGCUCUUGUGAUAGCAAUGGUGAAAUUCGAUUCUGGAGUGUCGACCAGUUUUCAUGCUCACGUGUUUCUAAGGGUGGUACAGUGCAAGUUAGGUUUCAGCCUAACAUCGGACAGUAUUUAGCAGCAGCAGCGGAGAAUGUGGUGUCUAUUUUUGAUGUUGAGACAGACAGAAAGAUAUACACAUUGCAGAGACAUACCAAGGAGGUACAAUCUAUUUGCUGUGACAAUAGUGGGGAGCUUCUAGCAUCUGUUAGUCAGGAUUGUGUGAAGGUGUGGUCAUUAUCAAGAGGAGACUGCAUUCAUGAGCUAAACUCAAAUGGAAACAAGUUUCAUUCAUGUGUUUUUCAUCCAAACUAUCCAGAUAUUUUGGUUAUCGGGGGGUAUCAGUCCUUGUUGCUGUGGAAUGUGAUGGAGAACCAAACCUUGUCGGUCGCGGCACACGAAGGUCUGAUUGCAGCAUUGGCACAGUCACAAGCCACAGGAAUGGUGGCCUCUGCUAGCCAUGACAACUCUGUUAAGCUGUGGAAGUAAGCAGGGGCAUGUUUUGGCCUCACAAUGCAGCUGUUCUCUUACAAAUUUUCAAUAAAAGGAAGAAAUAAUGUCCUAUGCUUGGUUGGUUCGUUGGUUGGUUGUUUGAAAUCAAUAAAAGUCGAGGUGUCUCUGAAAGUGAGUUGUGGAGGAUGUAUGUAUGUGAAAGGAUGGGUUAUCGUGUUUUGGUGGGUGUGGCUGGUAUUGGACAGUGGAUUAAGGUCUUAGUUGUUUUUUUUUUUUUUUGUACAUUUUCCAUCUUUAAUUUAUAUAAUAUAUAAAAACUAUGAACCAUGUAAUUUAUGUUGAUUUGGAGAAAUAGUGCGGUCUGAUGAGGGUGGUAAAACUAUCUUCACUCGUUUGUGCAAA